CUAGAUAUUAAUCCUUGGAGCUAGGAAUUAGGAGUGAGUAAGAUAUAUUAUUAUUAGAAAGAAAAUGUACGAUGAGAAAAACCACCCUCAUCUGCCAUCGGCGCCACCGGUCGUAUAUGGGCAGCCGGUAAGUAGUGGAUUUCCGGCUGCAGCAUAUGGACAACAACAGGGAGGAGGAGGAGGAGGUAGUAAUAAUAAUUGGUCUACCGGUCUCUGUGGCUGUUUUGAAGAUGUUCCAAACUGCUGCUUAACUUUCUGGUGUCCAUGUAUCACUUUUGGACAGAUUGCGGAGAUAGUAGACAGAGGAUCUACUUCUUGUGGAGCUAGUGGGGCUCUGUAUACUCUAAUACUGAUGUUGGUUGGAUGCACGUGCUGCUACUCGUGCUUCUACCGGACAAAGAUGAGGAAGCAAUAUUCUCUCCCUGAAACCCCUUGUGGAGACUGCUUGAUUCAUUGUUUCUGCGAGACAUGCGCCCUUUGUCAAGAAUACCGUGAGCUCAAAAACCAAGGUUUCGACAUGUCCCUAGGAUGGCAUGGAAACGUUGAAAGGCAGAACCGUGGUGACGUUGCAAUGGUGCCUCCUCCCCCUAGUGGAGGAGAGUAUGGGGGGAUGACACGUUAAUUAAUCAACCCACCUACCCAUAUAUAUAUAAGGGAGUAUAUGAAUGCUUAUUGAUUUUAAUGAAAAUAAAUGCUCUUAUUAUUAUUAUUAUUAAUUUGCUUCAAGUUGAUGAAUUCUUAUGUUUGGUUGGUUUGUUGUAUGUACCUCUGCAUUUGAUGUUCAGAGUUGUUGUUUGUUUUCAUAUAUUAAUUCUAUGUAUUUAUCUCAUGCACAUAUUAUUAUAAUGAUAUAUAUAUUUAGAGGUUGGCUUUA
Impatiens glandulifera is the source of this 874-nucleotide messenger RNA. Its product is annotated as protein PLANT CADMIUM RESISTANCE 2-like. Lineage: Eukaryota; Viridiplantae; Streptophyta; Magnoliopsida; Ericales; Balsaminaceae. The coding region runs from base 65 to 622 and encodes 185 amino acids. The transcript has 4 exons. The record is from RefSeq and is a predicted model, not a curated record.